This is a messenger RNA of Pelobates cultripes (western spadefoot toad), 152 nucleotides long. Lineage: Eukaryota; Metazoa; Chordata; Amphibia; Anura; Pelobatidae. The record is from the annotation of a GenBank genome assembly.
ACUACCUAUGGAGACCAAGAAUGGUGAGCUACUGCCCACCACGGACCUUACUAUCCGAAUUUGGACAACAUUCCUAGACACUUUAGGAGCUAGGAACACAUUCCACUACAGAGCACCACUGACAGCAUUUAGGGCCAUUUCGCCCGACAUAG